Messenger RNA from Myripristis murdjan (pinecone soldierfish), 4081 nucleotides. It is a transcript of the gene elk3, whose product is annotated as ETS transcription factor ELK3. NCBI's taxonomy places the organism in Eukaryota, Metazoa, Chordata, Actinopteri, Holocentriformes, Holocentridae. Gene Ontology annotation, cellular component: nucleus. The record is from RefSeq and is a predicted model, not a curated record. The transcript has 5 exons. The coding region runs from base 117 to 1253 and encodes 378 amino acids. Gene Ontology annotation, biological process: regulation of transcription by RNA polymerase II; cell differentiation. Gene Ontology annotation, molecular function: DNA-binding transcription factor activity, RNA polymerase II-specific; sequence-specific DNA binding.
CAGCACACACACUCCGCUCUAACACACACACACACACACACACAUACACACACAAACACACACACACACGGAGGAGCAGCGGCCGUCCAGCAGCAGGGUGGCGUGAGCGCGGCGUCAUGGAGAGCUCCAUCACGCUGUGGCAGUUCCUGCUGCAGCUGCUGCUCGACCAGAGUCACAAACACCUGAUCUGCUGGACGUCCAGCGACGGGGAAUUCAAGCUGCUCCGCUCAGAGGAGGUGGCCAAACUGUGGGGGCUCCGCAAGAACAAGACCAACAUGAACUACGACAAGCUGAGCCGAGCACUCAGAUACUACUACGACAAGAACAUCAUCAAGAAGGUGAUUGGUCAGAAGUUCGUCUAUAAGUUCGUGUCGUUCCCGGACAUCCUGAAGCUGGACGCGGCGGCGGCGGCCGAGCUGGGGCGGGGCGGGGAGGACGGCGGCGGGGCGGGGCGGUGCGAGGGGGAGGAGGAGGAGGAGGGGAGGAGCCAGCGCCUCCGCUCCGGCCUUUACUCCGCCUUCACCGUCGGCUCGCUGCAGCGGCCAAUCAAAACAGAGCCCGGACUCGAUCACCAUGACGACGACAGCUCCUCGGUCAUCCGCUUCGUGGCCAACCGCAGCCGCGCGUCUUUCUCCCCCACCCCGCCCCUGUCCUCCGCCAAGCGCUCCCAUUCGUCCCCGCGGCUGGUCCGCCCCUCCUCCUGCUCCUCCUCCCCGCCGCAAAGCCCCGCCCACUCCCUGCUGAGGGGGCGGGGCUCGGUCUCAGAGACUGACGAAUCCGAGCACAGCACUCAGCCCCUCAACCUGUCGUCCGGCCAGAGAGCGAGAGAGAGAGAGGGGGAGCGCUCGCUCGGCCCGGCCACGCCCGACAGGAGGCCGGCGGCCAAUAGCGCGCCUCCGAAAACCAGGAAGCCAAAAAGCCUGGAAAUCUGCGCGCCCUCCCUCCUCCUGACAGGAAGUGACAUCGGCUCCAUCGCCCUCAACAGCCCGGCGCUGCCGUCAGGGUCACUGACGCCCGCCUUCCUCACCGCACAGACUCCGUCCGGGCUGCUGCUGGCCCCCAGCCCGCUGCUGUCCACCAUCCAGUUCUGGUCCGGCCUGAGCCCCGUGGGGCCGCUGAGCCCCGCCCACCUGCAGGGCCACGCCCCCCUGUUCCAGUUUCCCACCCUGCUGAACGGGCCGAUCCCGGUGCCCCUGCCCAGCCUGGACGCCCCCGCCCCCCUGCUGCUGUCCUCCAGCCCGGACAACUCCUGAUCCCACCCCGAGCUGCAGGACCAGACCGGGCCGGACCGGGCCGGACCAGGACUAAACCGGUCCUCCUUCAAACUGCCGAUGAAGCAGGCAGUCAGACGCCUUCUGAAGCUCGCUGGUUGGACAUGAAAAAGGAAGAAACAGGAGCUUCACUUUGGGGCUUCGCUCCGUGUGACGAGCGUUUGCAGACGACGUCACUCUCUGUGUUUACCGCGGUUUGACCGACGUGUUUCCAACCAAAGCCGACGAUAGCCGAUAUUUGGCACCGAUAUUCAGUGUCUUUGAAUUGUGGCCAUUUUAAACCUUUCAGUCAGCAGUGUUUCCUCCAGACCUUUCUCCUUGUCGGGGUAGAAAAAGCCUCUGAAACAGAAUUAAGACCCUCAGGAGACACUAAAACUCUCCGCUGAAACCCAGAUUGUAAGGGAAGAUCAAUCUAAAGGUCACUGCCAAAGCUUUGGGUAAGAUGCUGCCCUCUCCCUGCUUCCUUUCCUCUCUCUUUUCCAUGUUUACUAUUUUAAAAUGAAUUGACUUUAUACUCUCGUCUUGCAUUGGUCUGUUUUGUUUUGUGCUUUGUCCUGUCUACGUUUCUGUUCUGCUCUCACACCUCCCUGGAAGGUUAUUUAAUCUCAGAGGGUAUUAUCUGAUGAAAUGGAAAAAAUAUAUUAUUUCAGCGUUAUUAGCAUCCUUAAAAGGCAAAGUGACCCACCUCGGCUAUUCAUUUGCAGGAGAAACUCUGCGAAAACACUGCUGCCUUUCAGUAAAUUAAUUCAUUGAGAAAGAAUCGUUGAAAACAUUUUGUAAAUUAGUAGAACACACAAAGAAAAGCAAAGUUCAUGUGAGGUUUUCUGUAUGUGUGUUUAGGAGGAACCUGCAUCUCAUCCGAGAACCAAACGAAAGCUGAUAUCGGAUGUCCGAUAUAUUGACAAUCUGUCAGUCACCUUUAUCUUUACUGUUUUCUCAGUCAUCUCAUCCGACGGGGUGUGAACCUCAGUGGGUGGGUGCAGUGUCAUACAUGUUAAUAUUUCAGUACUUUAUGUUUGUUUGUUUGUUUUUUUAACUUUGUCCCAGCCCAAACUCCUCUCAGGUAGUGUCACCUUCGGCUCAAACAACAAACACCUGGGUAGGACAUGUUUCCACGGUUAGCUUAGCGACAGCACCAGCUACCUCAUGGAGUAAAUUUGACUCAAUAUUCACUCUAACUGGGUAAAUUACACGAGCAAGAAAAAAAAAAACAUGGCCAUUUUGCAGGUGGAUCAUUAAGCUCGGCUUGGUAGUUUUGCUUGGCUAGUUGCUAAUUGUAGCUAAUGCCACGUUUACGUUAUUUGGUAUACCAGUACCGUUAACUAAGUACCAUUAUCCGACUUACAAACACCUUUCAAAUCCACAUCCAACUUUUCAGAAUCUCAAAUUUUUGUGAAAGCUCCGAUAUAUCCAACUAGAACUACAACUAAAUAACACACGAAAGUAGUGAUAACUUGAAAAUUGCGACUAUUACAUGUAAAUAAGUCAAAACAAAAUGUAUGGUUCCUGUUGUGAAAUGUGUUCUAGAUUUAUUAGCAGCUAAAGAUGUAGUGAGUAACGUUAGCGUACAUUGAGAUUUCUGGGUCAGAGCAAACUUGAAUGCAUUAUAAAAAAACUACAAACAAAAACAAAAAAAGGCGCAAAUACUUUAGUGACAGUGAAGAGAGUCCAUGGGAAAUGUAGUUUGGUCAACCCUUCUAAGUACACAAGACAUCACAUUAGCCACAUUAGCUCUACCACUGCUAAAUUACUGCAGAUAAAUAACACAGGAAAUAAACUCAAAAUUGAGACCCUUACAUGUAAAUCAAUCAAAACAACAUAUAGCCGGUGGUUCCCAUAGUGAAAUGCUCGCUAGUAAUCCUAUUAGCUAACGUUACGGCAAAAAUGCUGUAACGUUAGCGUAGCUUCAGGUGUUUGGCUUGGUGUAAAGCACAGCCAUUUUAUGGGAAAUGUAAUUUGGUAAACGCUGACAAGCACACAAGAUGUUUUCCAUCCACAUCUAUUAAAAAAAAAUAUAAAAUCACAUUAGCCACAUUAGCCUAGCCGCUAGUACCCUGGUGGAGGAGUGUGGCUGGCUUUGUGUGUAAAUUCCUCCAGACGUCCGCUGUUUGAGCCAAAAUGGCGGCCUGAGAUGAAGCCCUGACUGAAGGGUGGCUUCAUGGCUGUGCUGUGGCUGUUCAGGGCGUCUGUGCGAGCUCUGAGCGCUAAGACGCCGGGUGGCAGCGUCAUGGGGUUUCCACCGUCCGCACGUCUGAGACUUGGUUGCCGACAUUUAAAAUACAGUUGCCAUUUUUUGUCACCUCAUUCUUUGAGUAAAUGAAAUGCUAUGCAGUGACACAUCAGCGUAAUAAUUAAAAUAUGGCGUAAAAGAACGUUGAGCCUCAUCAGGCCUACAGUAAACAAACAAUUUCCUGUCCAGCUCCGAGAUGCUUUCAUUCCCCAAAGACUUCACACGUUUCCUUUGUUGUUUUUGGUUGGGAUUCGUCUGGCUCUUUGUCACAUGAAUCGAAAUGCACAUUUGUUGGUGAUGUUGACAGGCUAAGGCUCAUUUAUGCUCAACGGCGAUGCGUUUAAUGACCUCACAGACCGCCGUCCUCCUGUGGUGAUGCAUUCAAUGACCUCACCAACAUCACCUCCUCUUCUGCCUCUUUGUAGCAGCUCCAUGAUUACGACCUUCUCCACCACCGCCAUGUUUGUUGCUGGCAGACACUUUGGGCUCUGCGCUGCCCUCUAGUGGAUUUGUUGAUGUAAAGGCGGCACGAGGGCGGUGACGGUUACAUCGUUUGAAACAGACAAAUUUAUUUCCGUAC